Heterocephalus glaber (naked mole-rat) is the source of this 4731-nucleotide messenger RNA. RefSeq names its product ATP binding cassette subfamily C member 12 (gene Abcc12). The record is from RefSeq and is a predicted model, not a curated record. Gene Ontology annotation, biological process: transmembrane transport. Gene Ontology annotation, cellular component: membrane. Gene Ontology annotation, molecular function: ABC-type transporter activity; ATP binding; ATP hydrolysis activity. NCBI's taxonomy places the organism in Eukaryota, Metazoa, Chordata, Mammalia, Rodentia, Bathyergidae.
GUUAAAUGGGCAGUUGGAGAGGAGGGCUCCAGGCAGGUGUGACAAGAGAAGCCAAAGCUGAGUGAGCCUCUCCAUCUGGUGCAGAGUGAAAGCAGCCCAGGGCUCCACAGUGACAUCAGGAUGGUCGGUGAAGGCCCUUACCUUAUCUCCGACCUGGACCAGCGAGGUCAGCAGAGGUCCUUUUCAGAGAGAUAUGACCCCAGCCUCAAGACCAUGAUCUCAGUGUGCCCCUAUGCAAGGUUGGCACCUAACCCCGUAGACGAUGCGGGGCUGCUCUCCUUCGCCACGUUCUCCUGGCUCACACCAGUGAUGGUCAGGGGCUACGGGAACACACUGACUGGGGAAACCCUGCCCCCGAUGUCUCCCUAUGACUCCUCUGACAUCAAUGCCAAAAGGUUUCGAACGCUUUGGGAUGAAGAGGUGGAAAGGGUGGGUCCUGAGAAGGCCUCCCUGGGCCAAGUGGCCUGGAAGGUCCAGAGGACGCAGGUUUUGAUGGACAUUGUGGCCAACAUCCUGUGCAUAAUCAUGGCAGCCAUAGGGCCGACAGUUCUCAUUCACCAAAUCCUCCAGCACACUGAGAGUGCCUCUGGGAAAUUCCGGGUUGGCAUCAGCCUGUGCAUGGCCCUUUUUGCCACUGAGUUCACCAUCCUCUUUUGGGCCCUGGCCUGGGCCAUCAAGUACCGCACAGUGAUCCGGUUAAAGGUGGCUCUCUCCACCCUGGUCUUCGAAAACCUGGUGUCCUUCAAGACAUUGACACACAUCUCAGUUGGUGAGGUGCUCAACAUACUAUCAAGUGAUAGCUAUUCCCUGUUUGAAGCUGCCUUGUUUUGUCCCUUGCCAGCCACCAUCCCUAUCCUAAUGGUUGUUUGUGCUGUAUAUGCCUUUUUCAUUCUGGGGUCCAUAGCUCUUAUUGGAAUAUCCAUGUAUGUUAUAUUCAUCUGCAUCCAGAUGUUUAUGGCUAAGCGCAACUCAGCUUUCCAAAGAUCAGCAAUUUCAGUGACAGACAAGCGCAUUCAGACAAUGAAUGAGUUUCUGACCUGCAUCAAGCUUAUUAAAAUGUAUGCCUGGGAGAAAUCUUUCACAAACACCAUUCAAGAUAUAAGAAAGAGGGAGAGAAAGUUGCUGGAGAGGGCUGGAUAUGUCCAAAGUGGGAGCUCAGUGCUGGCUCUGAUUGUGUCCACCAUAGCCAUCGUGUUGACAUUCACAUGCCACGUCCUCCUGAGGCGCGAGCUCACUGCCUCUGCGGCAUUUAGUGUGAUUGCCAUGUUUAAUGUAAUGAAGUUUUCAAUUGCAAUCUUGCCUUUUUCGAUCAAAGCAGUGGCGGAAGCCAAUGUCUCUCUAAGGAGAAUGAAGAAAAUUCUCAUAGCUAAGCCCCCAUCUUACAUCACCCAACCAGAAGACCCAGAUAUCAUCUUGCUUUUAGCAAAUGCCACCUUGACAUGGGAGCAAGAAGCUGGCAUAAAAAGUGACCCAAAGAAAGUGCAGAACCAGAAAAGGCACUUUUUCAAGAAACAGAGGCCAGGGGUAUACAAUGAGCAGAGUCCAUCAGUCCAGGGGAUUGCCAGCCCUGAGGAGCAAAAUGGCAGCCCCAAAUCAGUUCUGCACAAUAUAAGCUUUGUGGUGAGAAAGGGCAAGGUCGUGGGAAUAUGUGGGAAUGUUGGGAGUGGAAAGAGCUCCCUCAUCGCCGCUCUCCUGGGACAGAUGCAGUUACAGAAAGGGAUCGUGGCAGUCAAUGGGACUCUGGCCUAUGUUUCACAGCAAGCCUGGAUCUUUCAUGGAAAUGUGAGAGAAAACAUCCUAUUUGGAGAAAAGUACAAUCACCAAAGGUACCAGCACACAGUUCGAGUCUGUGGCCUCCAGAAGGGCCUGAGCAGCCUCCCUUACGGAGACCUGACAGAGAUCGGGGAGCGGGGUCUCAACCUCUCUGGGGGGCAGAGGCAGAGGAUCAGCCUGGCCCGUGCUGUCUACUCCAACUGUCAGCAGCUGCUGGACGACCCCCUUUCAGCUGUGGAUGCCCAUGUGGGGAAGCAUGUCUUUGAGGAAUGCAUUAAGAAGACCCUCAAGGGGAAGACUGUUGUCCUGGUGACCCACCAGCUGCAGUUCUUGGAGUCUUGUGAUGAAGUCAUUUUGUUAGAAGAUGGAGAGAUUUGUGAAAAAGAGACCCACAAGGAGUUAAUGGAGGAGAGAGGGAGCUAUGCAAAAUUGAUUCGCAACCUCCAGGGGUUGCAGUUCAAGGACCCUGAACACAUUUACAAUGCAGCCAUGGUGGAAGUCCUGAAGGAGAGCUCUGCUCAGAGUCAGGAAGAUGCUGUUUUGCCCCCAGGAGAUGAAAAAGAUGAAGGAAAAGAAUCUGAAUCGGAGUCAGAAUUUGUAGACAAAAAAGUUCCCAUGCACCAGCUCAUCCAGACUGAAUCCUCUCAUGAAGGAACCGUGACCUGGAAGACAUAUCACACAUACAUUAAGGCUUCUGGAGAUUUGGUCUCCUCUCUCUCUUCAGUGUCACUCUUCCUCCUGAUGAUUGGCAGCUCUGCCUUCAGCAACUGGUGGCUGGGUCUCUGGCUAGACAAGGGCUCCCAGAUGAACUGCGGGCCCCAAGGCAACCAGACUCUGUGUGAGAUCGGCCGAGUGCUUGAAGACGCCAGGCAGCACAUGUACCAGUGGGUGUACGUAGCUAGCAUGGUGUCUAUGUUGGCGUUUGGCAUCAUCAAAGGCUUCAUCUUCACUAAGACCACGCUGAUGGCAUCCUCCUCAUUGCAUGACAGAGUGUUUGACAAGAUCUUCAAGAGCCUGAUGAGCUUCUUUGACACGACUCCCACUGGCAGGCUAAUGAACCGUUUUUCCAAGGAUAUGGAUGAGCUGGAUGUGAGGCUGCCAUUUCACGCAGAGAACUAUCUGCAGCAGUUUUUUAUGGUGGUGUUUAUUCUGGUGAUAUUUGCUGUUGUGUUUCCUGCUGUCCUUUUGGUCCUGGCUGGCCUCACUGUGGUCUUCAUCAUUCUUUUAUGUGUUUUCCACCAAGGAGUCCAGGAACUCAAGAAGGUGGAGAACAUCAGCCGGUCACCAUGGUUCUCCCACAUCACCUCCUCCAUGCAGGGGCUGGGUGUCAUUCACGCCUAUGGCAAGAAGGAGGAGUGCAUCCACAAGUUUAAGAUGCUAAAUGAUGAAAACUCUAGCCACCUUCUGCACUUUAACUGUGCUCUCUGGUGGUUUGCUCUGAGAAUGGAUGUCCUCAUGAACAUUGUCACCUUCAUUGUGGCCUUGUUGGUGACCCUGAGUUUCUUCUCAAUCAGUGCUUCAUCGAAAGGCUUGUCACUGUCUUACAUCAUCCAGCUGAGCGGACUGCUCCAAGUGUGUGUGCAAACAGGAACGGAGACUCAGGCCAAGCUCACCUCUGUGGAACUGCUAAGAGAGUAUAUUUUGGCCUGUAUUCCUGAAUGCAUUCAUCCCCUCAAAGUGGAGACCUGUCCUAAGGGCUGGCCUAGCUGUGGGGAGAUAACCUUCCGGGACUAUCACAUGAGAUACAGAGAAAACACUCCACUCGUGCUCAAGGGGCUGAACUUAAACAUACAAAGUGGGUAGACUGUUGGGAUUGUUGGAAGAACGGGUUCUGGGAAGUCAUCGCUAGGAAUGGCCUUGUUCCGCCUGGCAGAGCCGGCCAGCGGAACCAUCUUCAUUGACGAGGUAGAUAGCGGCACCAUCGGUUUGGAAGACCUCCGCACCAAGCUCACUGUGAUCCCCCAGGAUCCCGUCCUGUUUGUAGGUACAGUAAGGUACAACUUGGAUCCCUUUGAGAGUCACACCGACAAGUCACUCUGGGAGGUUCUGGAGAGGACAUUCAUGAAAGACACAAUAAUGAAACUCCCGGAAAAAUCACAGGCAGAAGUCACAGAAAAUGGGGAAAACUUCUCAGUAGGAGAACGUCAGCUGCUUUGUAUGGCCCGAGCACUUCUCUGUAAUUCAAAAAUCAUUCUCCUUGAUGAAGCCACUGCCUCCAUGGACUCCAAGAUGGAUGCCCUUGUCCAGAGCGCCCUCAAGGAUGCCUUCCGAGGCUGCACAGUGCAGACCAUCGCCCACCGCCUGAACACAGUUCUCAACUGCGACCGCGUCCUGGUCAUGGAGAGUGGGAAGGUGAUUGAGUUCGACAAACCUGAAGUCCUCGCCGAGAACCCAGAUUCUGCCUUUGCAAUGUUACUAGCAGCAGAAGUCGGAUUGUAAAGGUCCUUGUGGCUGAUUGAGCAGAGAAAGAAGAAGAAAAGGAGGAGGAGGAAGAGGAAGCAGAGAGGGGAAAAGGGAAGGGAGGAGGGAAGAGGUGAGGGGAGUAAUAUGAGGGGAGAAGCUGUCAUCUCAGCAGCAGUCUAGCCAUGGCCCUCUCACCCACGAAACGGGCAAAGCUGGGGCUGAGGCUGUGCCCCCUCACCUCCUAGAACCCCCAAGAUUCUCCUGUGUCCCCUCUAACACCACCUGCAAAUGGAAACAUUGUAACCCUCUGUUAAAGAGGAGUCAAAGCAAAGCAUGGGAAGAUACCUGGGAUGGAGUUAGCAGAGGUGCUUGUCAGAAGGGGAAGAGCAGAGCUUUCUUUCUGUUAACUUCUAUUCACUUCUCUCUUGACAAUGGGACUAGCAGUGAGUACACAGAUCUGUAGCAUGAAAGAUUGAUUAUAGUGUUUGGGAAAAAAUUUUUUUUAAAUCAUAUUGUAUGUUCCCAUUGAUCUAUUAAAAUAACCAGGAAAAAAAA